AUGUCUUCUCCCUGUGCCCCUCGCAGCAUGUUGUUCCAGGAGCCCACACCCGACAUGCUUUCAUCGCCGCCAGCACCCAGCGCGACUGCGUGCUCACGAAAGCAGAAGCGACCACCGCCCAUCACCCCAAAACGCUUCACUCGCUUCUUCACCCCACGUGAUUCCAAAAAUGUCUCGUCACGCACGCACCUCUCUCGCUCUGGCCGCCAAUUGCAGGACAUCACUCGAUCCGCUCUCAACCGCAGCCAUGAGAAGCAGAAGAGCACGCCCAAGAAGACGGUCAACUUUGUCGAUAUCGAGAACCCCAUACAGACACCCUCUUCCAGCUCUCGUAAGCGAAAGGGUCCCUACCUGUCGCCCGAUACUUCGCCAGCACAGUCGUCGCCCUCGAAACGAUCGCGUUACGUCACUCCAGAGGCCAUCGCGAUACUCGAGGACUCGCCAGCAUUUGAUGAGCCAGCCAUCUACCCUGCCCCCAUUCGACGAGUAAAGACUCUUGGAGGAGCCUCAAGAACACUGCAGCGAUCGUUUGGCGGGAUACUGAGUGUGGGAAGAGGGUUUCGGAGAGACCAUUGUUCAUCAUGGCAGGAUCAGACAGCAAAUUUCUACAGUGGCGCGGAGGACAUGCAUCAAUUACCUCAGGGAGCGCCCCCUUUCUGCACAGCUAGCUGCAACACCAACUCGAUGCUUGCAAUUGGUGACGAAGACGGAUAUGUCCACCUGCUCGACUCUGCAGGCGAUUUCACCAAAGCCCACGUCUCAUGGAAAGCACACUCGAACGCCAUCAUGGACGUUCAGUUCUCUUCAGACGACAUGCAUCUUGCUGCAGGAUCUGGCGAUCAGACUGCACAAAUCAUCGACGUUCGCACCCAACAGACUCUUGCUGUGCUUGCAAAGCACAAGUCAUCGGUCAAGCAGGUUCGCUUCCAGCCAGGAGAUGACAAGAUCGUAGCUACUUCGAGCCGUGAUGGUGCUGUACAAGUUUGGGACUUGCGAUGCAAAGGUGGUCAGGCUUCUGUACACUCGGCCUGGGGCUCAGAUGCACCAUACGCUAGCGUCAUCCGUACCUUGGCUUCAGCACAUGCAGACAACAGCGUCACGACGGCAAAUGGAGCUUCCACUUCGGCUACAAGAAGUCUCGCAAACAGCAAGACAGAAAGUAUCAACCGACGCAACGACAUUUCAGUCACUGCACUCUCUUUCCUACCAGAGGGCCGCCAACAUCUUCUCCUGACCGCUUCAGACGCAUCAACCUGCGUCAAACUUUGGGACAUUCGAGGGCGAUACUCGCUACGUGGACCAGCCAUUCCCAUUUCUACUACUCGACACCCAGAAUCACAUCACCGCCAUCGCCACUUCGCCAUUAACUCUCUCACCCUCAAUGGCGAUGCCUCCCGACUAUACGCCCUCAGCAAAGACAAUACUGUCUAUGCCUACUCUACCAGCCAUCUCAUUCUCGGUGUAGCUCCCGAACUAUCCUCUACAUCAUCAUCAAAACAAAAGUAUUGCCAGGUAGGCCAAGAAGGUCUCGGACCUAUCUACGGCUUCAGACACCAGAACUUCCACGCUGGGUCUUUUUACGUGAAGGCAUCCCUCCGAAAAGCAGCAAGGGAUCAGCCAGAGCUACUGGCCGUUGGCAGUACAGAUGGCUGUCCUGUACUCUUCGCGACCGACGAAACGUUCCUUAAGCGCGAACCACAGCAUGAUGAUGAUGACGCAGACGAUCUCCCAAACUUUGAUAUCAAUCCUCGCAAGUCAGCACGACUUUCAUUACUACGAUCAUCGACAAACACUCGAUGUCCCGAUACUAUUCCUAUCUACGAGCAUGGUACUCCACUUAUCCGGGGUCACGACGCGGAGGUGACCAGCGUCUCAUGGGCACAGAACGGCAGUCUCAUCAGCGUAAGCGAUGACUUCCGCGUACGCCGGUGGAAAGAGGGGAGAGAGGCGCGCGAGCUGAGAAUUGGGGGUGAGGGAGAAGGCAAGAGGUGGCAGUGUGGCUGGGCUGCUGUUGACGAGCACCAUGAUGAUGAGGAGGAGUAA
This is a messenger RNA of Plenodomus lingam JN3, 2043 nucleotides long. RefSeq lists its product as uncharacterized. The record is from RefSeq and is a predicted model, not a curated record. Gene Ontology annotation, cellular component: nucleus. Gene Ontology annotation, molecular function: protein-macromolecule adaptor activity; protein binding. Gene Ontology annotation, biological process: proteasome-mediated ubiquitin-dependent protein catabolic process. NCBI's taxonomy places the organism in Eukaryota, Fungi, Ascomycota, Dothideomycetes, Pleosporales, Leptosphaeriaceae.